Molecule: messenger RNA, 634 nt
Organism: Hyla sarda
Lineage: Eukaryota; Metazoa; Chordata; Amphibia; Anura; Hylidae
Product: nucleobindin-2-like
Exons: 5
Cellular component (GO): endoplasmic reticulum-Golgi intermediate compartment; extracellular exosome
Molecular function (GO): calcium ion binding
Source: RefSeq, a predicted model, not a curated record
UGGCUGGCGGAGUCUGUUAUUACUUGUGCGCGUGAAGGGGCGUCUGCGUUUGGUGAUGUGGGCGGGGUUUGUUGUAUGGGCGGGGAUUGUUAUUUGUCUGGUUCAAAGAGCGGAGACCAGAGGAGGCGGAGGAGACCGGAUGAUGGGAGAGAUACUCCGGUGGUGCAGGUGGGUCAGUCCUGCCCGGUUCCUGCUGAUCUGCUCCCUGGUAACAGCGGGUGCCGUGCCCAUUGACACAGACAAGACCAAAGUGAAUGCGGAGGCGGCUGAUGAUGGGCAGAAGUCUCAGUCCUCCGACACAGGACUCUACUAUAACCGAUAUCUCAGGGAGGUGGUGGAAGUCCUGGAAACCGACCAACAUUUCAGAGAGAAGAUCCAGUCGGCCGACAUCGAGGACAUCAAGAGCGGGAAGAUCAGUAAGGAGCUGGAUCUGGUCAGCCAUCACAUCCGCACCAGACUGGACGAGCUGAAGAGACAAGAGGUGUCACGGCUGCGGAUGCUGAUUAAGGCGAAGCUCAGCACCCCCGAGAGUGCCGGGAUCGACCGUCGACUCCUCCUCCAGCAGUUCAAUCACCUGAAUCAUAUGAACCCCAACUCGUUUGAACCCCAAGACUUGGACCUUCUAAUCAAAGCA